Molecule: messenger RNA, 513 nt
Organism: Serpula lacrymans var. lacrymans S7.9
Lineage: Eukaryota; Fungi; Basidiomycota; Agaricomycetes; Boletales; Serpulaceae
Exons: 3
Coding region: 163-372 (69 amino acids)
Source: RefSeq, a predicted model, not a curated record
AAUCAAACUGAAUUCAAAACUAUACUAAUUACAUUGAAUUAAAACAAAUGGUAGCGAAUAUGAAUGAUAUGUAGCAAUGAAAGCAAAUGAGAGGGGGGACAUAACAUAUACAUAUAAGCCAUCUGGCUCCCUGCAAACAAUUACCCUCAUCAAUACACCAAAAUGGCCCUUUUGGCACUGCUAUUUCGCUUUGAAAGCCUUAGCUGGAGGUUUAUUGCAGCCUCAGAGGUGACCUUCUGUUUGAAGUAUCAGUUGGAAAGAGGCCAUAAACAAAAGCCUACCUCAUUAAAUGCGCUUCGAAAGGAAGGGCUAUUGAUUUGGCCUCGAGUCUUUGACUUUCCCGCGGCCACUUGUACUUGGUCUUCACUUUAAGUUAAUCGUGUUGCUUCUCACAGUUUUGCACUAUCCAUCAAAAUCCCUUGUUAAGUGAGUGCAGACCUGUCCGAUACAUGGGAAAUACCAAAGUUAGUAAAGAUUGUGGUCGAGAUGGUGGUACAGAACAGAGGAAGGAAA